This is a messenger RNA of Trametes versicolor FP-101664 SS1, 3075 nucleotides long. RefSeq names its product ARM repeat-containing protein. Gene Ontology annotation, molecular function: small GTPase binding. Lineage: Eukaryota; Fungi; Basidiomycota; Agaricomycetes; Polyporales; Polyporaceae. The record is from RefSeq and is a predicted model, not a curated record. Bases 1 to 3075 code for a protein of 1024 amino acids. Gene Ontology annotation, biological process: protein import into nucleus. Gene Ontology annotation, cellular component: cytosol; nuclear envelope. The transcript is spliced from 21 exons.
AUGAACCGACCUGGACAAGCCCCCCCGCCUACCGUCUCCCCAGAGGAGCUCUUCAAUGUAGUAUGCGGCGCCGCGUCCCAGAACCCAGGACAAGUACAGGCAUCUACUACCCGUCUCAAAGAGCUCCUGGACAUUCCUGGGGCGUAUGAUCUCCUGCACGAGAUCGCGGCGACGAAGACGGUGGCUUUGCAGGUGCGGCAACAGGCUAUCAUCCAGUUCAAGAAUGCUGCGACGGGCCAUUGGCGAUCACGCAAGCUCUUCCCUCCCGAGCACAAGACGCGGAUCAGGGACCGAUGCAUAGCCUUCCUAGACGAGACGGACGACAUCAUAUCUGAAUGCAACGCGCUCGUCGUUGCUAAAAUCGCGCGGCAGGACUACCCCGUUAGCUGGCCGGAUCUGAUCAAUCAACUUCUUGGAGCAAUCAACUCGUCUGUAGAAGGCCGGUACAGUGGCGCCAAUCCUAGCGCAACUCUGGUGUUGCGGCGCUCUCUGGAGCUACUGAACGCCGUCCUUAAGGAGUAUGCCGCGUACAAGAUGCUCACAGGUGUCAAGACCAUGGGCCAGCUCGUCCGGGACUUGCGGCUGCCAUUGCAGGCGCACUAUGCACGCAUGGCCUCCUCCUUACCAGCACUCACACCCGCAUCCCUUAACCAAGCUAGCACGGUAGAGGACCUACUUCUUGCUCAUUUAGCAUUCAAGUGUCUCUCCAAGCUCACAUUCUGGACCUAUCAUCGAUACACUUGCUGCCACGAUUACCAGGACCUCGAACCCUGGGUGAACGAGUUCUUCCAAAAUUCCGCCGUCCAACUGCAAGCCGUCUCUGAGCUGCGCAUCAACCUCGUCUCGGCUCUGGGCGCGGCUCCCAACGAUCCUGUGACACAACGCGCGCUCGAGUUGCUCACCAGACAUCUCCGCGUCUUUGGGAAGCUUUUUAGGCGUAUGCAGCGCGACGCGAAAGUGCACUUCGUUAUUCUGCCCAUGUGUGGCGACUUGGUGUUGUACUACUGGAGCAAGGUCGUGCAGGCAACUACUGGGUCUCCCGAACAGAUCGCAGACUCUCCUCUUGUCAUCUUCCCUGUUCGCUUCCUCGUCCAGGGCAUGGCACUCUUCAGGGAUAGCCUCGCGCAAUGGGCACCGAAGAAGAAGGAUGGCUCAACAAAUGACCGAGUCCUUUCGAAGGAAUUCGUCGAGGAUGCGGUAAAGAUCCUGGUCACGAGGUUCAUUCCGCUCAACCCUACCGAUCUGGAGGGCUGGAUGGAGGAUCCAGAGGAGUGGGUGAACACUGAGGAGAAGGAGAACGAUCAGUGGGAAUAUGAGCUCCGACCAUGUGCUGAGCGCGUCUUGAUGACGCUCGCGACGCAGUACCCGCAAUACGUGACGCCGUUGAUAGAGUUGACUUUCAACCAGGUAGUAGCAGGCCAAAGGUCCAUGGAUCUCCCCGCUAUCAUCCAGAAGGAGGCGUUAUACUGUGCUGUCGGGCGCUGUGCGAUCCGCCUUAAAGACACCAUCCCGUUCGAGCAAUGGCUCGACACCACCCUCAUCACUGAAGCUCAAGUCACUGACCACAGUUAUGCCAUCGUCAAGCGCCGGAUCGCCUGGCUUCUCGGGAAGCUUGUGUCCGACGAGUGCAUCGCGGCGAACAACGCGAAGCUCUGGCAGGUUCUCGUGCACCUCCUCCAAGACCAGGGCCCCGGCUCCGAUGCGGUCGUGCGCCUGACCGCGGCCAUCGCAAUCCGCGAAUGUGUUGACAGCCUGAAUUUCGACGCGGACGUGUUCGCGACGUUUCUUCCCGCCGUCGUGUCUGCACUCGUGCGCUUGACGGCGGAGGCGGACACGCUCGAGAGCAAGCGGAGGAUCACAGAUAGCUUGAACACCGUCAUUGAACGUGCAGAGGCUCGCAUUGUGCCGCUGAUGGGCAUGGUAGCGGAGCCGAUACCCCAACUCUGGACUGAUGCUGCCGAGGACUGGCUAUUCAAGGCAUGUCUGUUGGGUACAGUCACAAAACUCGUCGAGUCAGCGAAGGAAAACGCAAACUCGUUGAGCGCGCUCGUCGUACCACUCGUCCGCGACUGCUUCAACUCUCCUGCACAGAUGCACCUGGAUGAAGACGCGUUCGCCCUUUGGCAAGCCGCCCUGAGAAGCACGACGACCAUCGAGGGCAUGAACGGCGCGCCGGGCCUGAUUGAUCUCGUCCCUCUGAUCGUCCAACAGCUCUCGAGCAACCUCGACGUCUUGGGCACUAUCGUGCACAUUGUGGAAUCAUACAUUUUGCUUGAUGGUCCCCGGAUCCUCCAGAUGUGUGCAGUGGACUUGCUGCGGGCGUUCGAUGCCGCCAUGAAGCAGGCGACGGGGACUAACGUCAAACAGAUGACCACCGCUCUCUGCUUGCUGUUCCAGAUUGCGCCUCCCGGGUUGUGGGGCGAGGCCAUGCACAUCUCCGGUCUUUUCGCUGCCAUCGUCAAGGGUUUGGAGGAGGAAAAGCUCCCGACCAUGGUGCUCACGGAAUACGUCUACGUGCUCGCCCGCGUGGCCGUCGCCGACCGCCAGCUCUUCGUGCAGCUCGUCUCUGCGACCGCCGCGGCGCAAAACGUCAAGGAGACGCUCGUCUGGGAGGCCAUUCUCAACCAAUGGUGGAACAGGUUUGACAACAUGUCGGAACCGCGCCUGCGCAAGCUCACCGCGAUGGGUAUCGCGAACCUUGUGGCGACGGGCCGGCCGGAAGUGCUUGACCGGCUGUCCACGGAGAUCUGCAACCUCUGGAUAGACGUGUUCGGGGAGAUCAAAGAGGCGCAGGAGAACGCCAGCAACGACUCGUCCCUCACGUUGUACUGGGACCGGCCUUUCGAGGAGACAUACACCGACGCGGAAGGCACGCCCGAGUACCAGCGACGCAAAGCCGUCUUCGACAACGACCCCGUCCGUACGACACCAUUGACUGCGUUCAUUGGGGCGCGCCUGCGCGAGGCGGAGGCGGCGUGCGGGGGUGGCACGGAGCUCGAGUCGCGGUACCUCGCGAAGGCCGAGCCGCUGCUGCUCAAGCAGGUUUGGGACGCCCUCAACGGCGCCCUGCCUUGA